Molecule: messenger RNA, 4315 nt
Organism: Mugil cephalus (flathead mullet)
Lineage: Eukaryota; Metazoa; Chordata; Actinopteri; Mugiliformes; Mugilidae
Gene: pomgnt1
Product: protein O-linked mannose N-acetylglucosaminyltransferase 1 (beta 1,2-)
Exons: 22
Coding region: 244-2205 (653 amino acids)
Biological process (GO): protein O-linked glycosylation via N-acetylgalactosamine
Cellular component (GO): Golgi membrane
Molecular function (GO): beta-1,3-galactosyl-O-glycosyl-glycoprotein beta-1,3-N-acetylglucosaminyltransferase activity
Source: RefSeq, a predicted model, not a curated record
GGGAGGCGAAGAAGAAGCUUGAUGACGUAGUUCUCCCUGCGACAGAAACACAGGGCGCUUGUAUCAUGUAGCAGUAUUUACGAGCCACUUUGCCGGGGUUUGCAGCUGACUACGAGAUUAUGCGAUAAUGCGUGACACACGGACGACUCGAUGACGACGUGACGGCCAGCCUCACAGCCGUGUCUCGGUGCUGUUGAGGAGCAGCGCUUGUCCCGGCUCUCGGGGCGGCUGUCGGUGUCCGGGAUGGAGACGUGGACCCCGAAUCCCCAAGCCAAGCCGUUCAUCCCCCGGCAACAGAGGAGCUUGUAUCUCACCUUGAAGUACAAACUCACUAACAAGAGGUUGAUUCGGCGUCUCUGUCAGGGCGGGGCCGUACUCUUUCUGCUGAUAACAGUCAUAGUCAACAUUAAACUCAUCUUGGACACAAGAAGAGCCGCAAGUGAAGAUGCGGCAUCUCAAGAAUAUGAGGAUGCGGUUCCAAACAUGGAGACGCCGCGCAGGCCGGCCAACAGACGCAAGGUCCUGGACAUCGAGGUGUACUCCAGUCGAUCCAAGGUCUACGUGGCGGUGGACGGCACCACUGUGCUGGAGGACGACAUGCGAGAACAAGGCAGAGGCGUCCAUGUGAUAGUUCUCAACCAGGCAACUGGUCAUGUGAUGGCCAAGAGAAUAUUUGACACCUACUCCCCCCACGAGGAUGAAGCCAUGAUCCUCUUCAUCAACAUGGUGACACAGGGUCGAGUGCUCAUCUUCACCAUAAAGGACGAGGGCACGUUCCACCUGAAGGACGCUGCUAAGAACCUGCUGAAGAGUCUGGGCAGCCAGGCGUCCCCCAACCUCGGCUGGAGAGACAUGUGGACUCUGGUAGUGAAGAAAGGAGGUCAAGUUUAUGGAGAGAAGCACUCAAAGGCUCCAGCUCUGUCCACCUGGGGGGACCCUGUGCUGCUGAAAACCGAGGUGCAGCUGACUGCCUCUGAAGAGGCUGAGUGUCACUGGACGGACACGGAGCUCAACAGGAGGAGGAAACUGUUCUGCAGCAAGGUGGAGGGAUACGGUAGCAUCUGCAGCUGCAAGGACCCGGCGCCCAUCGAGUUCAACCCCGAACCCCUGCUUAACAAUAACGUCUUCAAUGUGCCAGUGGCUGUCAUCGCAGGGAACAGACCCAACUAUCUGUACCGGAUGCUGAGGUCACUUCUUUCAGCUCACGGCGUCAACCCACAGAUGAUCACUGUCUUCAUUGAUGGAUAUUAUGAGGAGCCGAUGGAUGUUGUAGAGCUGUUCGGACUGAAGGGAGUCCAGCACACGCCCAUCAGCAUCAAGAACGCCAGAGUGUCGCAGCACUACAAGGCGAGUCUGACCGCGUCCUUCAACCUUCACCCGGAUUCCAAUUACGCCAUCAUUCUAGAGGAGGACCUGGAUGUCUCCAUAGACUUCUUCAGCUUCCUGAGUCAGACCGUCCACCUGCUGGAUGAGGACGACAGUCUAUACUGCAUCUCAGCCUGGAACGACCAGGGCUACGAGCACUCGGCGGACGACCCGGCCCUCCUCUACAGGGUGGAGACCAUGCCUGGUCUGGGCUGGGUGCUGAAGAGGAGCCUCUACAAGGACGAACUGGAACCAAAGUGGCCGCCACCUGAGAUGCUGUGGGACUGGGACAUGUGGAUGAGAAUGCCGGAGCAGAGGAAAGGCAGAGAGUGCAUCAUCCCGGACGUGUCCCGCACCUACCACUUCGGCAUCAUCGGCCUCAACAUGAACGGCUACUUCCACGAGGUUUAUUUCAAGAAGCGCAAGUUCAACACUGUCCCCAAUGUGCAGCUGAGAAACGUUGACAGAUUAAAGAAAGAUGCUUACGAGUUGGAGAUCCAGAGCCUGCUGAUGGGAGCGGAGGUGUUGGACCACACAAAGAACCCGUGUGAGGACACGUUCAUGCCAGACUCUGAGGGAAAGGUCUACGCCAUGUACAUUAAGAUGGAGACUGAGAGGGACACGUCCACCUGGACAGAAUUCGCCAAGUGCGUUCAUAUUUGGGACCUGGACGUACGAGGAUACCACCGAGGCCUGUGGCGGCUCUUCAGAAAAAGGAAUCAUCUCCUGGUCGUGGGCGUCCCGUACUCCCCGUACUCUGUGAAGAAACCAGCCAAUGUCACUCCCAUUCACUUAGAGCCUCCACCCAAAGAAGAGGCCGCCCCGGUGGAGCAGAUCUAGGCCUCAAGUUAUUACACAAACACACCGACAGUCCCACAAACCCAGGCCUUAACGCGUCUCCUCCUCCUUCAACCACUGAUCAUCCAAACCUGGAGCCCACAACUACAAAUCUGAUAGAUGCUGAACUUGUGUACAAGACGACAACUGGGAAAGAGGGAUUAACACACUACAAACCUCACUGCUAAACCCGUCCGACAGCUCGAGGAGGAACGGUGUCACUAAAUCAGAUUUUGUUGAACUGUGACCGUGCAACCAAAACGCUGUGACUGUCAGCGCUAUAUUUCUAAAUCAACGAAAAGGUUGGUUUUCGGUUUUAAUUCUUAUUCAAGCUGCGAGUUUCUGACAAACGACUGACACCAACACCGACGCCAGUGUUUAGCUUCUUUUUCUUUUUUUGUUUUUAAACUACUGAGUGCUUUGUCCAUCUUGUACAUAUGUUUUAAUUUAUCUCUAUUUAUUUUACAUCUAUCACUCAAAAGCUUCGGGGAUUUCUUUGGCUUUUAUAUAUAUAAGUAAAAGAGGAAAAUCCACUUUUAUCAAGAUCAAGGCAUUUUUUUAAAGAGCCUAACGUUUACAGAUAAUGAAAUAAUAGUGUAUAUACAUGCCUAUAUAUAUUUUUUGAUGAAAAAACUCAAAGAUCGGCAUAUUUUUCAGCAUUAAAUAUGGAGUUAAUGUAAGAGUGAGAAAGCCCUGUGGGUUUUUACUGUUAUUGACCAUUUGGGUCAGUUUAGGUUUAAUGUUGUGGAAUCUGAGCGAGAGAGAGAAACCUGAGAAGUUAAAAACACUACACAUUUAGAAGCUGUAAUACGUCUGUGGAAUCACUAGACCCGAGUGUCGUACUGUAGUUAAAUGUUUCCAUAACAGAAUUGGCCGAAUAGUAUUAAACAUAAUAAUAAUAAGAAGAAGAUUCUGUAGUUUUGGAUUUUACUUCAUGCGCAUCAAAAAGCUUCGACCCUCUUAGAUCGAAAGCACAGAAUCUGAAACAAACCAAAACUGAAAAUUAGACCCCUACAAUAAAACUCGAUUUCUUAUUUUAUUCAUUAUUACGGGAUUAAGAUGACGCCAUAAUUUGACACUCAUUAAAAAUCGUUUUAAAAGCUUGAAAUCUUACUUUAAAAAAAUAAUUUAAAAAAUAAAAAAGUUGCAAGACUGAAACAUUCUUUUUUUUACUGUAUUGAACAUGAUUUGACUUUUUUCAACUGAAAUACAAAAUUGCAAUAAUUUCUUCUCCAGAUUUGAAAGUUUACAAAUGAAUGAACAUCACUUUGACAGAAAUGUGUGUUUUACUCAUUCUCCUAUUUUAGCGUCCUACAUUUCUAAAGUGCUGGAAACCACAGGAUCAUCAGCCAAAACAUAGCUUCACACAUUGAUCAGAAUAAUCUUUUUUUUUUUUUUUUUAUCACAUGUAGCAUUUAAAACUGUUUAUUUGUUCCCCUGAUGAUGCUUGCAGGGUUGCUGUGAUAUCACUUUAAUCAUAUUUAAUUCUUAUACACUGAUCAUCGACCACUGUCAUGGUCAUAAUGUUGUGGCCUGAUCGGUGUACAUUUAUUAGAAUGUUUCUAUUUAAGUUACCAAGCAUCUCGUAUCUGUUCAAACACUAAUGAUGGCUCCAUCAUGCAGUCGGAGGUAAAUAAGUAUUUGUUUUCUUCAGGUAUCGGUAGCUAAUGUGCUGAUUGAAGUGACACGUGCUGAAUUCACAAUCAGUCAGAAUCUUUUCCUGCGAAUUUCACCGUUGAUUUUUGAACAUUUCGAGGGAAGUAUGAGGAGGAGGAGGAGGUUGUUGUGUGAAUCACGCGUGGAUGUGAGCGUGCAGCUCCGUGCUUGAUACCUGCCGUCUAACUGAAACCACGUCCUCGGCCUCGACUGGUCACUGAGGAAAUGAAGAAGCAGACUCCGCCCACUUUUCCAUUCAGCGUUUUGGUUUUUGGUCCGUUUCAUUUCAUUCAUUUUUCUCUGAAACUGAACCGGAAUCAUGUUUUUUUUUUUUCCUCAUAACACUGGAAGGUACCUUGAUUGAGUGACGAUGUGUUUCUGAUGCCGUUUGACAAAUGUACGAUUUUCUUUUACCUUUUAUCAUGGAAAUGAAUAAAGAUGUUUUUACUGAUGUGAA